This is a messenger RNA of Aspergillus ruber CBS 135680, 318 nucleotides long. RefSeq names its product ubiquitin-domain-containing protein. The annotation marks the transcript as partial. Gene Ontology annotation, biological process: protein ubiquitination; modification-dependent protein catabolic process. Gene Ontology annotation, cellular component: cytoplasm; nucleus. Gene Ontology annotation, molecular function: protein tag activity; ubiquitin protein ligase binding. The record is from RefSeq and is a predicted model, not a curated record. NCBI's taxonomy places the organism in Eukaryota, Fungi, Ascomycota, Eurotiomycetes, Eurotiales, Aspergillaceae. The transcript has a single exon.
UUCGUCAAGACCCUGACGGGUAAGACCAUCACUCUCGACGUCGAGUCGAGCGACACCAUCGACAACGUCAAGGCCAAGAUCCAGGACAAGGAGGGUAUCCCCCCGGACCAACAGCGCCUGAUCUUCGCUGGUAAGCAGCUUGAGGAUGGCCGCACCCUGAGCGACUACAACAUCCAGAAGGUACGGAUUUCCCUUGAACAAUGCGGAUAUACGGGAUAUAAAUGCGCGAUUUCGCCACGACUCGAAUUCAUCGGAACGGUCGCGUUUUGUGAAAGAAGAGAUAGGAUAUAUUUGACUUUGAUGGAAUCGAUUGGCUGA